Nicotiana tabacum (common tobacco) is the source of this 1349-nucleotide messenger RNA. RefSeq lists its product as uncharacterized. Lineage: Eukaryota; Viridiplantae; Streptophyta; Magnoliopsida; Solanales; Solanaceae. Gene Ontology annotation, biological process: box H/ACA snoRNP assembly; ribosome biogenesis; pseudouridine synthesis. Gene Ontology annotation, cellular component: sno(s)RNA-containing ribonucleoprotein complex. Gene Ontology annotation, molecular function: RNA binding. The record is from RefSeq and is a predicted model, not a curated record.
UACUGUGGCCUUUUCUUCUUUUAUUUUUCAGAAAGAAACUUUUAGCCUUGUAAAAUAUUCUGAACCCUUAAACCCUAGGGUUUAAGAACCGGCUUUUGCCGCGAGCAAUGCCUCAGUUCAAAAUCCGUACGUUACUCUACAUAUCCGUAUAUAUAAACCCACAUUUUCUCACCCUAAAACUAUUAUGAAAUCUCUUUUAAGAACCCUAAUUAUAUUCCUUAAACAUGGUGGGUUUUUUGCAUGAUGAUCCCAUAAUAGGUAGUAAUAAUGAGCUUGAACAAGACAUCAAGAAUCAAACCUCUUCAGAGCUUAAGCAAGAAACUGACCCAUUUGACAUAUUUACCCCUGACCUAGACGAGUUCUCUUGCUCUUUUGCUGAUUCGUUUCUUGAUUUUGAUUCCUUAAAGGAUUUUCUUGCUGAGAGCCCCACAGUAGAUAGUAUGGCUGAUGUGAAACAAGACCCAUUUGAGGUUUGUAAUGAAGAAGCUGUUUUUGGCACUGUUAAUGGAUGUAAUGAGGUGGGUAUUGGUGGGAUUUGUGAGAAAGUUGAAGUUUUUGACAGAAAUGAUAAGGUGGGUAUUGGUGGAAUUUCUGAGAAAGUCAAAGUUUCUGGCGCCGUUGUAAGGGAUAAUGAGGUGGGUAUUGGUGGAAAUUGUGAGAAAACUGACAUUUUUGACACUGUUGACAGGGAUAAUGAGGUGGGUUUUAGUGGAAUUUGUAAGGAAGUUGAAGUUUUUGACGCUGUUGACGGAGAUGGUGAUGUGGGUAUAGAUGGGAUUUAUGGGAAAAUUGAAGUUGAAAAGGAAGGGGAUGUAGAGGGUUGUGAAAAAUUGAGUUAUUUGAAUCUUGAAAAGAGUAAAAUGGGUGUUAUUGAGAAGAUGGGUAAAGUUAGUAUAAAUAGUAGUGGUAGUGAUAUUGUUAGGGAGAGUGAAAAUAUUAGUAGGGAUGAGGAAAAAAAUGUGACAAGUGAGAAGAAAAACACAGGAACGAGUGAUGUGUCACAAGGUGGUGAUAGUGAUACUGAGUCUGAUAUAGAGAGUUCAUCUUGUUCAUCGUUGUCCGAGUUCACGAGUAGUGAUGAGGGAGGAAAAAGAAGAGAGGAUAGAAAGGGAUGGGGAAUCAAAGGGGAGAUGGAAUUGGAAGAAGGUGAGAUACAAACAUCUGAUGUAGAUGUAGAUAUAGAUGAGAUGGUUGCUUGGAGCGAAGAUGAGGAGGAGGAUUCAGGUGUUAAAGGACCCAUCAGGUCUAAGAACGAGCUUCCGGUUCUUCCCCCGGUUCCGAUAGUGAAUGCAACUUUGCUACCGCAUCACCAGACCCUGCCUGUUGGAGUUGUUUCAGCGAUUCUUGGU